AUGUCGCUAAACUUUUUGCCAGGACGUCCAAAUGAUACUCCUCAGACGGCUUGUCAAGCAACAUGGCAAAACCAUACCAUCUUUGCAUAUUGUUCAGGGAAUAAUUUGAUCAUACUCUCAAACAAAUUCACCAGGUUACAGACCAUUUAUACUCAAUCGGACUGUACUGCUGUUGAUAUCAACGGUCAGAACGGGUUCAUUGCUCUUUCUUUCCACAAUAGGGUACUUAUCUACAAGCCCAUACAUCAAAUCAUGCAGAACCCCAAAUGGACUCAAUGCUGUCAGUUGUUCCAUGAUGAUACUCCAGUAAAUUGCCUGAGAUGGUCUUCCGAUAACGAACUAGCCAUUGGGUCUGAUUUUCUUUCUUUUUGGAAGAUUAAGGAUAAUUUUGGUGUAUAUCAACCUGUCUUGCAGUGGAACCAAAAACAACCUAAACCCGUCUACAAUGUAAUCAUUUCACAGGAUUCGCAGGUGAUAGUUAGCGUUGGAAAAUAUGACUGCAAUGCCAAAUUGUGGAAGCGCGUUUCGAUAGUUGGAGAACAGGUUAUCUUUAAUUUAACCAUGCUCGCUCACCCGAAGCCUAUAACUGCAAUGCGGUGGAAGAAAGAGCCGGAUGAAGCAAAUAGGAACAAUACAGCCUCUCAGGCUCUCUAUACACUGGGAGAAGACAAAGUGCUGAGAAUAUGGUCUUGUUUUGAAAUGGACAAGAAUCAUACUGUACAGAUAUGGGGUGAAGUGCCUCUUUCCCCUACGCAAAAAUUUUGCGUAAUAAUAGAUAAUUGGAUUUUGAGACACAGUCUGAGUAAGGAAAAUUUCGAAGGCUCUGGUGUGUCUGAUUCAGAUAUUGUUAUUCUGGGCUCGCUGACGGGAGACUUGGAAAUUCUAGCCUUGAAUAACCUUUCCCAAGAUCCACCUAAGCCCAUGGCUAAAAGAACUAUUUCACAUAAGAAAGUUAAAAAGGCAACCAUGUUAAAUGACACCAAAUAUUUAUAUUUCUCUGAAAUACAACCUUACGAUGAUACAGAGGGUGAAGUCUCCUUUUUGGUUCAUGAUUUACAAGGUGUAAUAAGACAUUUAUUGAUCGACCUUUCGCAGCUCAUAAGCAAUACAAGCGAUCAUAUGACGACAGUAUUGGAGCACAAAUUUACGGGACAUAAUAAAUCCGUGCAGAAGUUGGUGAGAAGUAGCGACGGUGAAGCACUAUUGACUACUUCAAGAUUCUCAGAAAAUAGCGUUUGGUACCCGCAAAAGUUGAGUCACGGUGUUUCCUUACGCUUACAAAAUACAAUACAAACCGAGUCUCCGAUAAAGUUUGCAGUUGUACAUGAAUUAGGUAAACUGGUCAUCUGCUUGCUCGAAAAUGGGCUCCUGCAAGCCUGGGAGUGCCCGACGAAUCGUAAAGAGGAUAGUGAACAGAAACAAUCAUAUUUACGUGCAGAAACUAGAUUGAAAAAGGACAAAUCAAUUCAUCCAAUUGUCAUGCUAAAUACCCCUGAGUUACAGCAUAGUCAUGAGCGUCAUUUUACCGCAUUGAUUUUCUCUAACGGUUCAAUCAAAGCAUAUGAAGUUUCCUUGACACGCGGCAUUUUUGAAGUCAAAUCUGACUCUUUGGAUGUUGACGGUGAUGAUAUAUACAGGAUAUCUAUUAUUGAUCCUGUUCAUCAGACUUUUUUCAGUAACAGGCCUCUCAUUUCCUUGAUCACUAGAAAGGGUCUUACUAGAACAUAUAAAGCCAUUGUCAAUUACAAGGGUAGGCACGUUCAGUGGAUCAAGGCCUGUGAGAUUAAUACUGGAAUAGCAGAUUCUACGUGUAUCAGAGGAUCAUCUACAGGCAAGUUGUGUAUCGUCAAUUUUACUGGUAAAGUGAUGUCGUUAUGGGAUUUGAAUAGGGGAGUUCUUGAAUACGAGGAAACAUUUGAUGACACCAUCGAAGAUAUAGAUUGGACAAGUACUGCAUAUGGUCAAAGUAUUGUUUCUGUUGGAUUUACGGGAUAUGCUUUACUGUAUACUCAACUGAGAUAUGAUUACACGAAUAACACACCUAGUUAUUUGCCUAUUGAAAAAAUCGAUAUUACAGCUCAUACGGCCCAUAAUAUUGGCGACUCUGUCUGGAUGAAGAAUGGGACCUUUGUAGUUGCCUCAGGAAAUCAGUUUUAUAUCAAGGAUAAAUCUUUAGACUUGAGUGACCCAUUUACUUAUCAGUCUAUUGGUUCAAGGAAAAUUUUAUCAAAUGAUAUACUCCAUUUGAGUAGUGUUUUGAAUGGUCCACUACCGGUUUAUCAUCCACAAUUCUUAAUUCAGGCCAUUUAUGCCAAUAAAUUGCAACUCGUUAAGGAGCUACUGUUAAGAUUGUUUUUAGCGUUGAGAAAAUUAGAUUUUGGAUCACAGAAUGUGUCAAACCUAGAUUCCAACCUAGGGAUGGAUCCUCUAAAGUACUUUAUUGCCAAGGAUAGGGACUACCCAGUGGAAACUUUCCCUGAUCCAUACCCUUGCUUCAAUAAGACUGUAUCUGCAGCGCUUACUGGACAAUUGACUAAAACAACUUUACCUUAUCUGACUCGUCAUCAACAGAUUACGCUUAUUACAGUCAUUGAGGCAGUGGAUGAAGUUAUUAAAAAUGAAAAGGUGGUGGAUUACAACGGUGUUAGGUUUUUGUUGGGCGUAAAAUUAUUUUUGUCCCAUAAAAACAUCCAAAAAAGUAUUCUAAUGAGAGAUGUGUCAUGGGCUUUACAUUCAGACAAUAAAGAAAUAUUAUUAUCUUCUAUUGACCGCCAUAUAACUUCAUGGAAACGUGCCCGUGAAUAUAAAAUAGCUUACUGGAUUAAGGAGCAAGACUUAGUGAAGAAAUUCGAAGAUGUCGCAAAAUAUGAAUUCUCCAAAGACGAUAGGAGGGACCCAAGUCGGUGCGCUAUAUUUUAUCUUGCUUUGAGGAAAAAACAGAUACUGCUAAGCUUGUGGAGGAUGGCCAUUGGUCAUCCCGAGCAGCAAAAGAUGGUCAGGUUUAUCAGUAACGAUUUCACCGUGCCUAGAUGGAGAACGGCUGCACUUAAAAAUGCCUUUGUUCUGCUUAGUAAACAUAGGUAUAUGGAUGCGGCAGUGUUUUUUCUCUUAACAAACUCUCUAAAGGAUUGUGUCAAUGUCCUUUGCAAGCAAGUAAAUGACAUGGAUUUGGCAAUAGGUGUAUGUCGUGUUUAUGAAGGUGAUAAUGGACCCGUGUUGGGAGAGCUAUUGACCACGCAAAUGUUACCUGAGACAAUAAAAGAGAAUGAUAGAUGGAAAGCGAGCUUUAUUUACUGGAAACUAAGAAAGCAAGAAGUUGCCAUUAAAGCUUUGAUGACGGCUCCGAUCGAUUUAGAAAACAACUCGGAUGUUGUUGAUAAGGAAGCUUGUGUGAACAGAUCAUUUCUUGUUGAAGACCCCGCUCUGCUUUAUUUGUACAACCACUUGAGAAACAGAAACUUGAAGUAUUUUAUUGGAUCUCUUAAUGUUGAAGCCAAAAUUGAAUGUACUUUGAUUUUGAGGGUUACUGAUAUUCUUUGUCGUAUGGGCUGUAAUUAUUUGGCGGUUUCCCUUGUGAAAAAUUGGAAAUUUAUCGAAAGGAAGUCCAUACCCGUUCAAAAUCUACUAGAGAGCCCUGUACAGGAUAGAACAUAUUCCGCUAUUGGUGCUAUGGCAUCCGAGCCAAUUUCAACUGCCAGGAUGAGACCUAGUCUUUUUGAUAAAUUCGGCUCAUCCAAUGCAUCAGAUGUGGAGCAUCUCAAACCGAACGCUACAUUGCCAAAUAGCCUAUUAGACGAAUUCUUGCAACCGCCACCGAGUAGUUCAUCAUCUACUUCCCUUGUUAAAGGUCCUUCUUCUGCACCCAGGAGUAUAUUGGAUGAGUUUGCGUCACCUUCCUCUUCUCAGCACAAGGAGAACGUAAUUCCAAACACGCUAAAUGAUAAGACAGAAAGCUUAGAAAACGAGAGCGAGAAAAGCUCUAAAAAUGUGUUAGGCAACUUCUCACUCCAAGAGCCGCAGAAGCCAAAAAAAUCUGCCAUGGCAAAAAACUUACUGGAUGACUUUGUGUGA
Saccharomyces kudriavzevii IFO 1802 is the source of this 4071-nucleotide messenger RNA. It is a transcript of the gene RAV1, whose product is annotated as Rav1p. The transcript has a single exon. Lineage: Eukaryota; Fungi; Ascomycota; Saccharomycetes; Saccharomycetales; Saccharomycetaceae. Gene Ontology annotation, biological process: vacuolar acidification. Gene Ontology annotation, molecular function: protein binding. Gene Ontology annotation, cellular component: RAVE complex. The coding region runs from base 1 to 4071 and encodes 1356 amino acids. The record is from RefSeq and is a predicted model, not a curated record.